AUACCGAAACGUCAAAAGGAGUACCGCUAUGACUGUGUAUGUGCGUAGCUCACUGUCCAUUGCUCAAUGAAAAAGACCCGUUGCUCGACACAGUCUGUGUUACGCGUUGUAAAUAGUUCCUACGUACAGAGUAAAGUGAGUAAUUGCGAGGACGACGGCGUAAAAAGUUACAUUGACACGGCAUUGAAAAACAAAUUGAGGAAGUAUUAUUCCAACUAGAAUUCGCUACCUUGAAUUCGUUGGAGAUCGUAAUUAGUGUUGAGCUGCUUCAUACUACCGUCAGUCCAAGGUGUACAUUGCGAGAUCAUUGUCCAAGCCUCCCUGCGCCAUAAGUGUUAUAUGGUUAGCGGCCACCCGGAAUAGACCUGAAAACUUUCUCUAAUAUGUAGUGUAAUUUGUGCAGAUUAGGAAUAAUAUACUAGGAUUGUUUUUGUUAAAUAUUGCAGCAUUCUGUCUUAAACAGAUCCCGUUGGAGUUUCUGUUUGAUCAAGAUACGAUUGUGAAACGAAACGAUACGCAGAUGAACGUGGCUGGCAUACGCAGGAACAUCAAAAACCUUGCACACAACUAUUCCGAUGCUCAGAUUAAAGUUCGCGAGGCAACCUCCAACGAUCCAUGGGGACCAUCAUCGACCAUCAUGGCGGAGAUUGCCGAUCUCACCUACAACGUCGUAGCAUUCUCGGAGAUUAUGCAAAUGAUCUGGAAGCGAACAAAUGACCACGGUAAGAACUGGCGCCACGUGUACAAGGCACUGCUUCUGCUGGAGUAUUUAAUUAAAACGGGUACCGAGAAGGUGGCGCAGCAGUGCAAGGAAAAUAUUUAUGCCAUCCAGACACUAAAUGAUUUCCAGUACAUGGAGGAGGGCAAGGAUCAGGGGAUGCAUGUUCGGGAAAAGGCGAAACAGUUGGUGCAACUGCUGAAGGAUGACGAACGAUUGAAAAAUGAGCGAGCGCGGGCGUUGAAAGCAAAGGAACGUUUUGCCCGGACGGCUAGCGGAUUUGGGUCGGAUGGUUCGAUAGAUGGACCUGUCCAGAAAGACUCACGUCCUCCUAAUUGGGGCGAGGGAGAACCAACCGGAAAACCUGUAUCGGAGAUCGAAUUCGUUAGACCACAAACCGUGGGAGAGGAAGAAUUACAAUUACAACUAGCUAUGGCAAUGUCCCGCGAAGAGGCCGAACAAGAGGAACAGAAACGGAGAAGUGAUGAUGUUCGGUUGCAGCUUGCACUUAGCCAAAGUGAACAGGAUUUUAAGAAAGACACUCCUAAACAAUCCGAUAGUGCCCUUGUUGAUUUGCUGGACAUUUCAUUCGGCGCAGCUAGUAUUUCCAGUCCAUUGCACCAGGCGGGACCAUCAACUAGUAGUGAUCCAUGGGGUUUGCCAGUCGCUGGAGGAUCCCGGCCACAGACUACUGACCCUUGGUCACGAACUUCAUCGCCGCCGGUAGUAGAUCCUUGGUUGAACAGCGCCUCUGCUUUACCUCCCCCGGCAUCUAAACCUCCAUUGAUGGCUGGUGCUGUAGGCGGUCUGGACGCAUGGGCUCCGGUUCGAACACAAUCCCCGUCGGUGACAUCCGGUUCGUCGGUGGAAGGUUGGCUUCAAAAUGGUGCGGGAGCGGCAGCACCUAUCGGGACUAACGGAAAUGUUGAUCCGUGGCUAAACAAAUCAGUCAAUCCUAGUGCGCCAUUGACUGACGCGUGGCAACCAAAACGAACUACACCAGUGCCUACGGCUGAUCCCUGGCAGCCAAGUUUAAACACAACUAAACACGAUCCCUGGGCACCAGUGGCUGGAAGUGCUGAUGGAGCGUUUGCUCUUCCUGCCACCCGACCCUCUCCUGUGGGAGCCAUCACCUCGCCAGCUUCAGAUCUUGAUGAGUUUGACAUUAUCACCAAGAGGAGCAACACCAUCAAUUCUGUGAACAACAACCUAAACAAUAAUGGUUCCCUAUUGGACGACCUGGACCCGCUAUCCUCGAGUAAUACCUCCAGUUCGGCCAGUAAUUCAGUAUCAGCUCCGUCGGCAACGAAGAAAACUCCAGCAUCGUUCCUAGGCGAAAACUCCGCGUUGGUGAAUCUAGAUAACCUGAUUAAACCCAUCUCGACGACAACUGGAGGUCCGAGUGGAGCGGCGGCCUACAAUCCAUUCGGGGAUUCGGCACCGGUUCAAAAGAAUCUAUUUCAACAAAAUCAACCCCAGGUACCGUCCAUCAAUCAGCUGAAACAAUCGCCCUUCCCAGUGACACUGAACCAAGACCCAUGGGCGCCAGUUAAUCCUGCAGCCGCGGCGCAAUAUGGGGAAAAUGAACUUAACUUCGGAUUGAGCUCCUCUACUAAUGAUGGCUCCUCGUUCGCAAUACCCGAUCAAACUGACGCUAACAAUAACAAUGUCAACAGCGAUGUUGUCAAUAAUGAUUAUAAAGCCCCGAUCGGGUUUAAGGAGAAUAUCACACUCCACACUGAUUAUCUUCCGCCGGCUCCGCACGUUAUUAAACGCUCCACUGACGAAGUGUUAGAACUCAGUGCUAACCAAAAGAUUCCUUCGUAUCCAAUUCCGUAUAACAACGCGGACCUAAAUAAUCUAUAUGAUUUUGGCUUCGCCGUUAAUGAUCAAUGUGAUACUAAUGCUUUUAAGACUAACCAUAACAACGUUAACAACAACAGUGCUCCUUGGAUGAACCCACAAUCAUCGAAUCCAUUCCUAUCGUAAGAACAAGCAAGAGAACAGGGCAACGGUUCAUCAAACAUCCAACCAAAUCAUUAAUAGUGGUUACAAAUUUGGAACAUCGUGAAACGCGAAAUGACGGAUACUUACUCACCCAUACAGACACCGUAUAAACCACACACAAAACGAUUGUAGAUUCAUACCUGGUUUGAUCAACGAAAUUUUUUAUUAGCCCCAAAUCAUGUAGAGAGGAAUGAAACCAAAUAAAAAAAAUAAUUGUGAAACACGACAUUUCUUCGAGGCCCUGACUGAUAGCCGUCGCAAAGGUAAACACUAAAUCGUGACAGAACACACUCAAUACACACCCAUAGAACGGCUGAUAAAUAGAACUAGAUGGAAACAUGCCUUAUUAAUUGUCUAACGGAAAAUAGCUGAUACAAGAUACACGGUCAACUUAAUAGAAACGCUAGCAAACCUGAGAAGGUUUUCUAGCUACUAAAUGCAGUAAAAAAACUGAAGAGCUAUUAAGGGUUACCUAAAUUUGUAGAUUUGGUAUAAGAUCGAUCAUAGAUUUUUUUUUCGUACUGACUAGGGAACAAACUAAACCAGAUUUUGAACGAUUUUGCAUGAAAAAUAUAAAACAAAAAAGUAUCUUGCGUAAAUGUGAUAGCUGUUACCACACCUUUUUUAUAAAAAUAAAAAUAGAAAUCGCAACCACGAACUCUAGUACUAAAAUACAAUUUCACGAACCUUACAUUCUGCAUCUCAAUGGCAAUUUAAAAUGUGUUUUAAAUCAUACAGCGUACCGUGAGUAUUCUUCUCGCCUUGAGAUAGUCGAAUUAGCUCGUAAAAUUGUCUUUUGCAACUAAUGGGCCUCGUUAUUGAAACUAAAAGAAUUGGCAUUGUUUUUCUUUGCGGCUUAAUGUCGAAUAGUUUUGUAAAGUGCUGAGCACGUCCAGAUACGAUCCCCCCGGGAGAAUUAGACAGAUGGUUUCAUGGUUUCGGGUAAAUCAAAUGAAGAGUUUGGUAACAAUCACUUGACGCGAUUCAGCAGGAGUUCUGUCUGUUUAUAUAAAUAUGCUGCUACUCGUAGAACAAAGGAAUGCUUCGCUUAGUGUCCAAUAGUCGAAUCGGAGCUGUAUUUUGAGGAAAUAAAGAACAAAAUGCACCCUUUCGCAAUGUGCGACCCAAAACAAAAAAAACAGAGGUUAAGUGACAAAGUAUUGCCCCCCUAUUUUACACACAAAUUGAAUCAAAUCAUAUUUUCGUUUAUUCGUUCGGGGAAGAGAUGUAACAGACUUUGUUCGUAUUUAUUCUAAACGAUAUCUUAUCACCCUUAUAAGGUGAACAUGCUUGAUUGAAACUAAUGAUAAAAUAUAUUAUAUUUUUUGUUAAAGCUAUGUACCAACUAAUAAAAGUUUAAAAAAUAUUUUUGCAAAACCUCAUUUUGAAACGGAAAACAGUGUAUGUAUACUGAAAUUUGGACACCUAGGUCGGAACACCUGUUUAUCAAUCUAUCGAGCAAAUGAGUUGGUCAUGAUGAAAGAGGUAAUAUUUUCACUACAUUUAAGUUAACAAAUUUGUAUAGAAGGAACAAUGAUUAUAUAGAAUGGCAGAAUAAAAUUAUAUAUAUAUUUUUUAAAAUAAACUGAAUUGAUUUUAAUA
This is a messenger RNA of Topomyia yanbarensis, 4327 nucleotides long. RefSeq names its product epsin-1 (gene lqf). Lineage: Eukaryota; Metazoa; Arthropoda; Insecta; Diptera; Culicidae. The transcript has 12 exons. Gene Ontology annotation, biological process: endocytosis. Bases 521 to 2707 code for a protein of 728 amino acids. Gene Ontology annotation, cellular component: clathrin vesicle coat; endosome; plasma membrane. Gene Ontology annotation, molecular function: clathrin binding; phospholipid binding. The record is from RefSeq and is a predicted model, not a curated record.